UCUUAAUGCAAGCGGCUCUCCCUUUAUUUAGAAGAACGCCGUCAGUGGUAACGCCGAGAAUGCUGUAUCCAUCAUCAAUUAUUUCUACAAACCCUAACGGUGUUCCCCACUUACUCCGCCGUUCCAACAUGAUACCCACCCCGGAGCCACCCCCGACGGCGGCGGUAACAUUUCCUUUCUUUUCAAAUCCCAAAGUCGAUCUCUCAAGUCCAAUUCAAAAUACUACCCUAUCAAAAUGCUUCUCUUCAACCACUCCUGUGAGCUCUAUUUUGGACUCCGGAAGUGAAAUGCUGGGAUCCGGCACGGAGUCUAAGCUGGUCGUUGUUUCUUUCUAUAAGUUUGCAGAUUUUCCUGACCACGCAGAGCUAAGGGAACCAUUGAAGGAGCUUUGCGAGCAGCUGCAUGUGUCAGGUGGUAUUAUUCUUGCACCUGAAGGAAUAAAUGGAAGCAUAUGUGGUAUCCAGGAUUCUGUGGAAGAGGUUCUUGCAUACAUUGAACGUGAUAACCGCUUAAAGGGACUGAGAAGGGUGGAGUCUCCAGUGGGUCCUGAAGAAGAGGCCAUUCAUCAUGGACAUACAAGCAGCUCCCCUCUUGCUGCUGGUGAAGGUGCUCCAUUUCGAUGGGAUCACGUUAGGGUUAAGCUGAAAAAGGAGAUAGUCACACUUGGUAUGCCAUCUGUUUCACCAAUUGAAAGAGUUGGAAAGUAUGUUAAGCCAAAGGAUUGGAAUGCAUUGAUAAGUAACCCGGAUGUUGUUGUUAUUGAUGUGCGCAAUGACUAUGAAACUAGAAUUGGGAAGUUCAAAGGCGCAGUAGACCCAUGUACCGAGUCCUUUCGGAAUUUCCCAUCCUGGGUUGACAAUCACUUUGUGCUAAGAGAGUCCAAUGAUCAGACGCAUUCCAGUGUUUCUAAUGCAGUGCCUGAAAAAGAAACUGUGGAAAGGGAAAAGAAGCCACUUCCCAGAGUGGCAAUGUACUGCACAGGUGGAAUUCGCUGCGAGAAAGCUUCAAGUUUGCUCCUAAGGAACGGGUUUGAGGAGGUUUAUCAUCUGGAAGGUGGGAUACUGAAGUAUCUUGAGGAAGUUCCAGAGAGUAUGAGUCUGUGGGAAGGGGAAUGCUUCGUGUUUGACCAGCGGGUCUCGGUUGAACACGGUUUGGUUCAAGGCACGUUCAAGCUCUGCUACGGUUGCAGAGAACCGGUGAGUGAUGCUGACAUGGAAUCUCCAGAAUGGGAGUAUGGAGUUACUUGCCCGCACUGUUUUUCAUCCAAAUCUGAAGAAGAGAAAGAGAGGGCACGAGCCCGGCAAAGACAGUUCAAGAGUUGUGGCAUUAUUGGUGGUCCAAAUAAGGGCCGGAAAACUUCAAAGGUUGACAAUAGCAAAGAACAAAGUCCAUAGUAUGGUUGGUGGUGAACAUUUGCCAUCUCUAAUACAGAAUUGAAUUUAGAAGCCCAUCUGGAAGGGGCAGGGUAGCUCAAGUGGCUCAAUGUGCUGAAAUGCAGAAGUUGGAUGAAAGGACUAGUUUGGAUUCAAUCCCUUAAAUUUAGGGAUGGACUCGGGCCGGGCCAACCGGCCCGGAACCGGACCGGCCCGCUACUGUGCGGGCCCGGACCGGCCCGGUCAACCGGUUCGGUUCCGGUUCGGGCCUCCAGGCCCGGUGGUAUACCGGUCCGGGCCUCCAGUUUAGUGAACCGGCCCGGCCGGGCCGGGCCCGGUUCGGGCCGGAAUUUAUUUAUUUUUUUUUUUUUUUUGAAAUUUUUUUAAGUUUUGGGUUGGAUUAGGUAUUUUGGGCCAUUUGAGGUGGUUUGGGGUGGUUUGGGGUGGAGGGGGAGGGGGUUAAAUAAGAGAAGAAGAAGAAAAAAAAAAAACAUUCCGGGUGGCCCGGCCCGGCCCGGCCCGGUUCUGGCCCGGAACCGGAACCGGAACCGCCCACCACCGGUUCGGGCUCGGGCCUCCUUUUUCUGAACCGAGGCCCGGCCGGGCCCAGGCCCGAACCGGGCCCGAACCGGAACCGGUCCACCCCUGCUUAAAUUGUGAUAAAAGUUACAAGAAUGUAUUUAAGUAGAUUGCAGAUAUUAAUUUAAAGGCAAUUCAUGCGCUACUUUCAUUAUCAAUUUAUCAUAGGCGGUCGGCUUAUUUAGUCUUUAUGUUGUAACCAAUAAUUAGGGUUGUAAGAAAAAUCUUCAAUGACGAAUGAUUUCUCUUGUGGUAGUGAUGUAGAAUCUACAAGCUUUUGUAGAGACAUUCUACUAGUAUAUAAUUUUGACUACAAAUGUCGU
Messenger RNA from Cuscuta epithymum, 2275 nucleotides. The record is from the annotation of a GenBank genome assembly. NCBI's taxonomy places the organism in Eukaryota, Viridiplantae, Streptophyta, Magnoliopsida, Solanales, Convolvulaceae.